Messenger RNA from Neogale vison (American mink), 795 nucleotides. It is a transcript of the gene MZT2B, whose product is annotated as mitotic spindle organizing protein 2B. Bases 41 to 691 code for a protein of 216 amino acids. The transcript is spliced from 4 exons. The record is from RefSeq and is a predicted model, not a curated record. NCBI's taxonomy places the organism in Eukaryota, Metazoa, Chordata, Mammalia, Carnivora, Mustelidae. Gene Ontology annotation, cellular component: centrosome; spindle.
AACUGCAAGCGCAGCGCUCACCUUCCCGCCGGCCGGCUACAUGGCGGCGGCGGGCGCUGGGCCCGGGCCGGGAGCGCCCCCGGGGCUAGAGGCGGCUCUGCAGAAGCUCGCGCUGCGGCGGAAGAAGGUGCUGAGCGCCGAGGAGAUGGAACUGUACGAGCUGGCGCAGGCGGCGGGCGGUGCCAUCGACCCCGACGUGUUCAAGAUCUUGGUGGACCUGCUGAAGCUGAACGUGGCUCCCCUCGCCGUCUUCCAGAUGCUCAAAUCCAUGUGUGCUGGGCAGAGGCUGGCGGGCGAGGCCCAGGAUCCUACAUCCGUGUCUCUGCCCACAUCGAACGUGCCCGAGACCCGAGAGGCCUCCUUUCUCUCUGCCAAGAACUGUAGUCCCCCUGCAAGGCCCUCCUUUUCCUCGGCCCCGCGGCCUGCGGCCUCUCCGGUUCUGCUCCACGGCCCAGCUGCCACGCACCCGCCUCUCUCUCCAGGGCCCCCCGGUUCCCUCCGGUUCUCUUGCUGCCUGUUCUCUCCUUUCGCAGGGAGAAACAAAGGCAGCGCGGCUCUGAGUGGAGGCCCAGCACUGGCAGAGCGCGGUGGCCGGGAAGGAUCCAGCCAAAGGAUGCCCCGACAACCCAGUGCCACCAGGCUGCCCAAGGGGGGCGGGCCGGGCAAGAGCCCCACACGGAGCAGCACCUGAGACGGGCAGACUUCUCAUACCCCCCAGCUCUGGCCUCUGCCACCCUCCUAGCAGAGGCUAUCUGGGCUUCCCCUAGUUCGUAAUAAAGCUUUGUGAAAAACCAA